Molecule: messenger RNA, 2978 nt
Organism: Triticum urartu
Lineage: Eukaryota; Viridiplantae; Streptophyta; Magnoliopsida; Poales; Poaceae
Source: RefSeq, a predicted model, not a curated record
AGGAGACCCGCCAUGUCACGCUCCUACUCGCAGAACGACCGCCGGGCCUCCAGCGACGACCGCCGGCCGGCCCCCAUCGAUGACCGCCGGCCCUCUGUUGACCGCAGACUGGACCGCAAGCGGAGGAGCAGAAGCAGGAGUAGAAGCCGGAGCCGGAGCAGAACCAGGCCCAGGAGCUCUUACAGCGGCGGCCGGAGGGAUCCAGACUGGCGACCACGCGGUGGUGAUUUCGAUCAGCCACGCAGUGGCGAUCUGGAUCAGAGCAAGGUGCCAGCAGAGCCUGCAACUGUUGCCAGCCGCGACGGUGAUGUGGACGGCGAUGAUGUCGAUGAACUGCCAAUGGAUCCAAAGAUUCCUCGCUCGGAGGUGGUGAUGGUGGAGGCGACUGACGGUGCCGGCCGUGAAGAUGAAGCUGCGGUGGAACCAGAGCAUGAUGGUGCCAGACAUGAAGAUGAAGAGGCAGAGUAUGAGUAUGAGGAGGUUGUGGAAUCAGAUGAUCAUGGUGAAGAUGAUGAUGGUGUCACCUAUGAAUAUGAAGAGAUGGAAACAGAGGACAAUGGUCAGGACGAUGAGACUGCUGCUGUUGCUGGCUUGAAUGAUGCUGAUGCUGAUGCUGCUGAAAUAAAUGCCAGCCACCAACUGUCCAUGGUGGAUGUUCAUCCAUCACAGCCUGAUGAGGAACCGGGGCACACGCAGCCCCAGCUCAGCGACGUCGAGGAGGACACGGAGGCGGGCGUUGCGCGUGUGGAUGCAUGCCUGAUUGAACCAGUGGCUGACAACAGUGGUUGUUCUGAAGUUAGAGGUGAAACGGAGGCUCCGCAAAGUCAACCUGAAACUGGACUUCAAGUUAGAGGUGAAAUGGAGGCUCUGCAGAGUGAACUUGGAACUGAACUUCAAGUUAGAAAUGAAAUGGAGGUUCUGCAGAGUGAACCUGAAACUGAAAUUCAAGUUGCAGCUGAAAUAGUGGCUCCGCAGAGUGAACUUGAAACUGAACUUCAAGGUACCGAUGAAGUGGAGGCUCCGCAAAGUGAACGUGAAACUGAGCUUCAAGUUGCAGGUGAAAUGGAGGUUCCUCAAAGUGAACCUGAAACUGAACUUCAAGUUGCAAGUGAAAUGGAGGCUCCACAAAGUGAACCUGAAGCUGAACUUCAAGUUGCAAGUGAAAUGGAGGCUCCACAAAGUGAAUCUGAAGCUGAACUUCAAGUUGCCGAUGAAAUGGAGGCUCCACAAAGUGAACCUGAGGCUGAACUUCAAGUUGCCUAUGAAAUGGAGGCUCCACAAAGUGAACCUGAGGCUGAACUUCAAGUAGCAGGUGAAAUGGAGGCUCUGCAUAGUGAACUUGGAAGUGCACUUCAAGUGGUAGGUGAAAUGGAGGCUCCGCAAAGUGAACUUGGAACUGAAUUUCAAGUGGCAGGUGAAAUAGAGGCUCCGCAAAGUGAACCUGAAACUGAACUUGUCGAGGAAACUCCACAAAUGGAAAUUGAGCUUGGAACUGAACUUCAAGUGGCAGGUGAAAUGGAGGCUCCGCAAACUGAACAUGAAUCUGAACUUGUCGAGGAAACUCCACAAAUUGAAAUUGAAGCUGCUGAUGGUGAUCCUACUAGAGAUGAAGAAGAGCUGCCGGCUUGGUAUCAAAUUUUUGACCUCAAUGUCGACGGAACUCGUGAGAGCUGUGAAGUGACUGAGAUUCCCGGUGAUCCUCCUGAAGAACAUGCUUCUGAUUCUCUGCCUGAUUUAGUUGGUCAGAUGAGUCAGCAAGCAUACUCUGAUCCUCCAGAUACUCAAGUUCAAGAUAAACGUGCAGAUGAAAACCAACAGUUCGAGGAUGAUCAGGUGCUUCUAAAUCAGGGUAUUGUCAUGCAUGAUUUGGAUAGGAACUACCAGAACAGCGAGCAGAUGCUUAUAAAUCAGAUAGCCGAUGAGCAUGGACAGGGUGAUCAACAGCAGGAGGGCGAGCAAAUGCUUUUAAACAAUGAGGAAACAAUGCUAAAGCAAGAUGGGGAGGAGCAGGUGGAGAAUGAGCAAUUCCUACCUGAUCGUGCUGCAGACGUUAAUCACCAGAUAAAGGAGGAACAAAUGCUUCUAGAUCAUGUUACAGUUGUGCAUGACUUGGAUCAUUGUGAUCUGAACGGUGAACAGAUGCUACUAACAGAUGAUUCAGUUAAUAAAUCUGCAGUUGAUGGGGGCCAGUUGAAGGAUGGGCAAAUGGACCGGGCUGCAAAGAGACAAGCUACACUUCGCAGCCUGGACAAUGGCCAAAUGAUGAUUCCUAUAAUUAAUUUGGAUGACGACGACGAUGAUGAUGAUUAUGCAGAGCAGCCUGGUACCAGAGAGUUCUUAGAACCCAAAAGUGAUGCCUUACACGUGGAUAAUUUUCUGCCAGAACGUAUGUGUUCUCAAGACGAGCAAGCCGCAAGCUUUCCUGACCAUCAGACUAACAUCCCAGCAUCUUCUUCAUCGGUUCCACCACAUUCCGGGAAUAGGUGGACUGGGAUGGGAGCUGUCAAUGCACAGGGAAUUCCCAGUGAUGAUGGCAUCCUAUAUGGUGGUGCGUUUGACAAGAUACCAUUAGAAGUGAUCAACGUGUGGGACCUGCCGUCAUCCGAGCUGGGGAAGUCCUGAUGAGCUAGCCAGCCAUGGUGUGUUGUAACUUGUGCUCCAGCUUACUGUCUGUCUGUCUGUCUGUUGUUAGUUAUCCUGGACCGUCGAAGGCCGGGCGCUGGAGCCGGUCGACCGGUCGCUGUUGGUCUGUACUAUGUGGUCUUAUGCUAGGUAGGCUAGUCUGGUUGUUAGAUCCCUAGUUGAGUUGAAAGAAGUCACAUUUCCUUGCUGGUCCAGGAAGAAGUGGCUGGUGGUGCCUCCUCUGGUACAGGGUAAGCAAACACUGCCCUGUAGCUUGUUGACAGCCAGCCGCUCCUCCUACAGUUUUGACUGCAAAAUGAUACCGAGUCCUGUUGGUCUAACCAACCGUUAUGUUC